AUGAGUUCAGAAGACAAUCCGCUGGGAGAACUUGAGUCUCAGUCUGGAGGCUCCUCAUAUGACCAAAAUCCUGACAGUCCAAAACAAACAAAGGUAGGUGUUCAAACUGCAUGUCAUCCUUUUGUAUUUACUUAAGUUCGAUCCUCCAAAUUUAAAGCAGUCCCCUCUAGUCCCGAGGUUAAUCCCACUUCACAGACAUCAGUCUUUUCAGAGGUUUAUCCCUCCAUGUUUUAAAGGUUUAUUCCGUGGGAAUGUGCUGUAACAUCCUGUUGUCCUAAGCCAUGAUAAACAUGAUCACCAUCAUGAUCUCACUUUUUUCAUUUGAAAUCCAUGCCAGCAUUGUUACCAAGCUAGAAUAGCUGCUUACUGAGGCUUAAGAGAGCUUCAGUGACUGCAGGAAACAGAGACGAGUGUUUCAUUGUUAUGUUGACUCAUACUAACCUCAUGCCUCUGUAGACAUUUGGCUUUAAAAUAGCUUCAAACUAUUUACUCUGCUCUCAAAAUGACUGAGGUGUUAAAGGCAUGAAAAUGACCUUUUUUUUUCUUUUGCAAACACAUCUCUUAAAACUCUAAUGCAAUUCUCAUCUAAGUUUUUUUUUUUUUUAAUGAUCUGCAGCCUUUUUUUUUUUGUUGUUAAUCAAAGUUUAAGCAGCUCUGCACAUGCAGAAAGCUUUAGUCUGAGACAAUGAGAUAAAGGUAUAAGGCAUAAAUAAUUUACGAGAUAACUCACUCAGAAGUUCACGUUUCCAGUGAGGUGACAAACAAACUCAACUCAGUUUCACUAAAGGAAAACAUUUCUUAAUGUGUUAAACUGAGGUGUGUUACAGUCUCAUUAUCAUUCAGGGAGAUCCUGUGAUACAGCCAUUGAGAUGGCUUAUCACCAAGAGCAACAGUCCCCAGAAAUGGAACUACAGGUUUCACAGACCAGGUCUGAUCCAGUUGGUAGCUUCACAUCAUAACUAUCUAAACCGAGCUCUGAAUGUAAUACAAGUUUUAUAGCUACCUACUUGAAUCUCACAAGAACUAAUGCUUAAAUGAUGCAACCAUAAUGUCAGUAAAGGUGACUCAUUCAAUUUGGAUUUAUCUAAUAUCCACCAGGUGUUUACCUCUGUUUUGAGGUAACAGAGCAAAGAACAACAGCCACCAGCUGAAGAAAUACAGAUCAACUCACCACUAAAAAUGCUCUCAUCAGCUUGGCAGUUGACCAAAAACAUGAUUCAUCAUUUUCUUUUUUCUUUUUUUCCUCUCGUUUAAGACAACUUGAAGUACCAAGACCCAACCUUAAGGUAGACCAGCCCUUAAUGUGACAUAUUUAUCUCCUUUUCUAUCCAGCCCAAAUCAGGUCCCGCGUUCCUGGGCCUGACUCGCUGUGCUGCCUGCUACAACCACAAGAAAAGAUGCAGGCGAGAAUCAGAUGGUGAAUCCAGCUCAUCGGCUGAAGACUCUGGACCAGAGGUGGGCUGGGAAUCAGAUGCAGAGUCUAGCUCCAGCAGCAGCAGCAGCAGCAGCAGCAGCUCCUCCGGUAAAGCUCCAUCUGAAAUACCCAGGCCUCCAGAGCCGGUGGAAACUGCUGAACCUGCAUCAGGAGGAAAAGAUAGUGAAGGACAAGAGCAGGCAGGAGAGACAUUGGAGGGCCAGGAAGACAAAAGCAUAAAAAAGCGCUUCCUUCGAAGAGCUCCACUUGUCAAAUCCCACUCCCUUCCCUCCUCCUUUCCUCAUCUUGUCCCCUUUUCUCUCCUGCCCCGCCCUCCCACAGUCAUCUCAACCCUCCACCUGCAGGUGUUAACCAAGAACCACAAAGAUGAACCUUUCUCUAUCGUGGAACAACAACUGUUUGAUCAAGUGAAAACAGAGAAAGAUUACGGAGAAGAGCGAGGAAACAGCAACCCACCGUAUCCACAGCUUUCUCUGAUACACCAGAACAGGUUACGGUGGCAACAGAGGUCACUUCCAUCAUUACAGCAACCCCAGCUGCCACACCCGCACCAACAACCAACGCUUGAGUUCUCAUAUCAACAACAGCAACAACAACAACAACAACAACAACAACAACAACAACAACAACAACAACAACAACAACAACAACAACAACAACAACAACAACAACAACAACAACCUCAACACAUUGAUCUUCCUCUCUCAGCUCAAGGUCAAAUGCUACCACCAACUCCACACACUCUUCCUGUGUUACACCCCCAACCACUCUACUUAGCCCCACAAAUCCCAAAUGUACCACUCAUGCAUGUACAGGCUCCCCCUCCACAGCCGUGCUGGCCCUGUUACAGCAUGCAACCCCCAUACUCACACCAGACUCAAUACAGAUAUUAG
Xyrichtys novacula (pearly razorfish) is the source of this 2328-nucleotide messenger RNA. The record is from the annotation of a GenBank genome assembly. NCBI's taxonomy places the organism in Eukaryota, Metazoa, Chordata, Actinopteri, Labriformes, Labridae.